AAAAAGAUAACAAGAAGAAUGGAGCAACUGUUCAAGAAUGCAGUGAGGGUUCAAGGAGCAGAACCAGUAGCAUUGCAGAUGAAAGAAAAGCAACAACACAAGUGAGACUUGAGAAGAAAUCAGGUAGUGGGUUCGGACUCACCAUCUCAGGUGGUGUCGAUAAGGAUGGAUCUCCACGUGUGUCCAAGAUGCGUGUGGGUGCCGUUGCCCAACGAAGCGAUCUUUUACAAGUAGGCGAUCUCAUUAGGGCCGUGAACGCUAUCAAGACGGCAGGGCUACGUCAUGAUGAGGUCAUUAACCUUUUGAAAAAUGCAGGCGACAUUGUCACCUUGGAGAUAGAAUAUGAACUACCAAUGAUGCCUGAGGAAAAUGGAAUCCAGGUGUUAACUAAAAUGAUUGAAGUUUGUCUUCCAAAAGAAGGUACCAGUUUUGGAUUCACAGUCAGAGGUGGUGUCCAUAGCAACCCUUCAAAGACGCAUCCAAUCACAGUCAGCCAGAUACGCACUGGCGGACCAGCUGAUAGGGAUGGUACUAUGAAGAUUGGAGACCAUGUUAUAAGUGUAGAUGGUAUAUUGCUAAGCAGCUACAGCCAUCAAGAUGCCUUGCAAGUCAUCAAGCAAGCAGGACAAGAGGCUGUUUUUGUGCUGGAGUAUGAUGUGUCCGUCAUGGAUGCUGUAACCAAUGCAAAUGGACCACUGCUGAUAGAGGUUGCUAAGACACCUGGCUCACACCUUGGUGUCGCAUUAAGUUCAACAAUGAGGGCAGCAAAGCCGUGUAUUGUGAUUGACAGCAUCAAACCGGCCAGUAUAGCCGAUAGAUGCGGUGCUCUUCAUGUAGGUGAUGAGAUAAGAGCUAUAGAUGGCAGUAGCACUGAUAGUAUGACUGUCGCCGAGGCGAUGCAACUGCUUCAAUCCGCUUUGGAGCAGAUUAAACUAGAAAUCUUGCCAGUGAGUCAGUUUACACCCAAGCUUAGCUACCCCCAUACAAAAGUACAAAGUGUUUCGCAGACAAUAACCAGGGCAUCAAGUAGACCCACAACUCCUGUAGGCUGUAGUGCCAUUUCCAACUACAGCACCUUACCAUCCAAUGCUAGCCUAGUGCACAAAUCAAACACGCUGACAAGACGGGCCAAUAAGCACACUUCAAAUAUAUCACUAUCUUCAUCUACAAAUGGCCUUAUAUCAGGUACACAAGUUUGCCACACAGAAACUAUUGACCUUACCUUGCAUUCGGCAAAUGGCCACUACGGAUUGCUGCUAGAGGGCGGUGUCUUUGAGUCGGAGAUUCUGGGCAUACCAGCAGUUGUCUCUUUCCUAGAGCCAGGCGGUGUGGCUGAACGGUCAGGUGUGUUGAAUAUAGGAGACAGAAUAUUAGCAAUUAAUGGUACUUACACAGAGGAUUUGACACUUGAAGAGGCCCAUCAGACGCUGAGGGUGACAGGCCAGCGAUGCUUCUUACAAAUAGAAUUUGACAUUGCAGAAUCGGUAGUUCCUAGCAGCGGCACUUUUCAUAUCAAGUUACCUAAAACAGACUAUGGUCUUGGUAUCACAGUCAGUGCUCCAAAGAACAGGAAGCGUGGUGAUCCUCUUUUGAUUUCACACAUCAAGAAAGGUAGUGUUGCCCAUAGGGUGGGUAGCAUUGAACCAGGGGAUAAGCUUCUUGCCAUCGAUGGAAUCCUUCUGGAUCAGUGUACGGUAGAAGAUGCCGCACAGAUUUUAAGAGAAGCUGAUGAAAUUGUUAGAUUGAGGCUCAAAAAAGAUGAGGCUUUCUCAGAUGAGCCGGAUGUAAGUGGGGCUGUGACCUAUUCAGUUGAACUUAUUCGUCAUGGUGGACCUCUAGGAAUCACCAUCUCAGGCACAGAGGAACCCUUCGACCCCAUCAUCAUCUCAGGGCUAACAGAAGGUGGCCUAGCUGGAAGAACUGGUGCAAUUCAUGUGGGUGAUCGCAUUCUCGCAAUCAAUGGUAUUACAUUACGCGGUCAGACACUUACCAAUGCCAUUCACCUGUUAAAGACAUCCGGAGACAGAGUUCAUUUAAAAAUAAGCCGAUCAGGGAACAGUGCGAUUGAUGGAUCGUUAGUGAAUGGGUCCGAGAUUGGUGAUUUAAAGAAUGGAAUAGACCACUCCAGCCAAGACAUCACGCCAGCAGUAACAGCGAGCGCUUUGGAGCUAUGGAAUGGCGUUGAUACUGGAUAUCAUAGCAACAAGAGGGUUCGUAACUAUCAAUCAAUGUCGCCAGCUACAAGGCGUUCACGACGUGGGAAAAAUUCAUCGAGGAACCGACAAAACCAACGGCGCACUCGAUCUACAUCUAGAAACCGGUCGAAUCAACAGAAUCAGUACUACCGUUCACCGAUAAGUGAUGAUGAUUGGGAGGAUUCAAGACUUCGGGGAUACGACAGUCAUGAUGGAAUGCUUUCGGAUCAGGAUGAUACCUAUUACCGUCGUGGUCAUAGAAGACACUUUGAACAUUCCAAACAGACCUCGGAUCUUAUGAACGAAAUCACAGCUUCACUGAGCAUGGUCAAUUAUAGUCAAGACUGCGAAACUAAUGGACGUUACAGAAACGGAAAUGAAAAUGGGUUUGGUCCAUCGCGUAGCAGCACACUGCCCUCCUCAAAUCGCAGCACGUCUUUCAGUAUUCAUGACCAGCUUCAAACAAUGCACAAAACGACACCGGCCGAACUACACAAAGUUAUUCUGUAUAAAGAUACCGAUGUUGAGGACUUUGGGUUCAGUGUUUCUGACGGUGUUUAUGAGAACGGUGUUUACGUUAAUAUGGUGAGACCGGGUGGUCCUGCUUCUCGUAACGGCAACAUAAAAACAUAUGAUAGAGUUUUGCAGAUAAACGGCACACGUACACGUGACUUUGAUUGCUGCAUGGUAGUCCCACUUAUUGCCGACUCGGGAAAUACACUUGAAAUGCUGCUUAGCCGUAAUCCGAAUGCGCAACCAGCCAACGGUGCCGAAAAGGAAUUGAAAGACUCGUCCCUGGGAACUGAUGUCAGUAAAAUCAGUUCUCUGCAAACUCUCUAAAAUAUACCUUUCAUCAAUUAACAUUCCUUGUAUAUUUCACUAUUAAGGAAUGUCUUUCAUUUAUAAGGUUAUUUAAGAAUAAUGUUACACAUAUUUCUUAUUAAAUAAUUAUGCAUAAAUUGGCACGUCAUGAUGUCCUUUGUAUAUACUGUAUGAUUAUUUUUUUCCAAAUUGCAUCAUUUCAAUUUUUCUCCUUAUCUACAAUAUUCAUAUGUUUGUUUCAAAACUAAUUCCAUUCUUUAUGAUUUUCCUGCAAAUACAUCUUGCCUUCAUUAUUUAUAUACAUUUUAUUAUCCAACUACUGCUACAUUAUUCUAAAAUGGUGAUCAUAAAUAGGGAGGUAUCGCAACCAAGGAAUAACAAAUAGGAAUACGUCAUUAUCAUUAUCGUCAUUCGUGCCUGAAACAGUCUUGACAAUAUACUGUACGAGCUGAAUAUCAUUCUUGAUUCAUGUAAAAAGGCAUGAAUCGUGUACGUUGUGACAGCCAUAAUGCUACUGUAUGGGAAGGGUUGUCAAGUGUUCUCCCAAUUGAAACAUUUUUACUGAUAAGUUUGUCCAUAAAAAAUCAGAUAUGCAUGCAGUGUGAGCUGUUUUACCCCAUUUGAGUUUGGUUUAAUGACAACACAACACAUAAACUCAUUGCAUGGUCAUAGACUGGAAUGAUGUUCAUUUUAUUGAAAGCAAGCCAGCCUAGACUACCCAGGCCUAACAGUAAACAGUUGGGUUUUUUUUUUAAAUUUUACAAACACGCAAUUUUUACCGGUUUACUGGUUAUUUUUACCGGUAAAAUUGAUAGCUAGAAAACAGCUUCGGGAGAAAACUGUUGUCUAAACAUUUGAUGACGUAAACACAUUUGUUGCCGUUUUUGUAAGCUUGCAAAAACCCCCUAUUGUCUUUAUUCUCCAUCAUUAUUAUUGUUAUCCUCUUCAUGCUCAUUCAUUCUUACGAUGAUAAUUACGAUCAUCCUUAUCAUUACUGUAUCAUCACUGCCAUCUUCAUCCUCAUUAGCUUUACUUUUAUCCUUCUCGUCCUCACCUUUAACAAUAUCUGAAACCUGAUUAUAAAUUUAUGACCACAACACAGACAUCAUGGAUUCAAGUAAAUGCAAGUGUACAUAAAAGGUAUAAAGAAUAAUGUAAUCAUUGAAAGUAAAUGCAGAAAAGUAAAAUGAUGAAAAAGUUCUUUCAGGUACACUAGUCAGGUUUAGCAGAAUUUUUUGACCUGCCAGUGAUUUUCAAACAUGAUCUUCAAUUUUUUUUUCCAACAUUUAAUAUAAGAGUAUCUUGCCUUUUCUAUAUCAGUAUUAAAAAUUUAAACAUUCUGAAUUAAGUGAUUUGAAGAAAAUGGCCUUCAAAAUAGUCUGCAUGAGGUGCUAAUUAAAUUCAGAAACAAUAAGUAUAUUUAAAACAAUUAUACACUUUCAAAUUUUUUUGUCUGUCAGACAUGUCUCUUCAUACAUUAUUAAGUCUGACAGACAAAAAAACUGGAUAUCUUAUUAUAACCAUCAUAAACUAUACGUAACAGGGUUAUAAAGAUUAACAGUGUGGUAGUAUUCAUUAGAUGAUGAUACUCUUUGGUGUACAGUAUUAUAAAAUGGUAGGAGGGCUUUAUAACACCUGGUUAAUUACAUAUGAAUGUACAGUAAUAAUUAUGUUGUGGGCAGGAGAUAUAAUUUUUAUGUUGAUUGAAAUGUAGAAUUAAGAUAUACUGAAAAUAACUUUCAGUUAAUAUAUAUAUAUAAAUAUAAACUUUAAUUGAAAAAAUUAACAAAAAAAUUGAAUGGGAUGAAUAAUUGAUGUUAUAAUCUGAAAUUACUAAUGGUGAAUUGUCCUAAUCUUAGCCAACUUGUCCAAAUAUAAGUCAAAUUGUCCUGGUCUGACUCGUCUCGUCCCAAUCAAAGUUGACUGCAUUUGUACCAACCUUCAGCCUAACUUUUGUAUCACUUCUUUGUAUAGUAUUUAUGUCAAUAUUUAUUUUUAUACAAACUGUAUUCAUCUUUAAUUUAAAAUCUAAUAUAGAAUAGAAAAAUAUACAGUAAAUAUGAUCAAUAAUUUCAUGAAAAUUUGAUAACUUUUCAGAUAUUUGUAUUUUUACUAAUUAUGAAGUAUAUAAAUUGAUAUUUAAUUGAUAAGCAGUCAUGUUAAGUGAAUACUUCCCCCACUUUUCAUGGCCUGCAAAAAAAAAAAUUGCUACAAAUGAUAGGAAACUAUAUUUAUAUAUUCUGUAAUUAAUUAUAUGCGUAGAUAUUAUUUUUUAAUAGUCAGAAUUAUUGGUUGUUGAAUUUGCUGACGACUUCUGAUAUGCAAAUUUGUGUCCUUUUUGUUUAUUUUUUUUGGGGGGUUUUGUCCAGGUCAUCAAAUUUUCUUUCAUAAAAUACUGUUGUAUGCCCAUAAAUAUAUACUCAUGAUGUGAUCAUUACUAUAUUUAGUUAUGUCACAUGUUAUUGUCAAAUCAAAUUUGAUAAUUUGGAUAGAGCUAUAGAUACAGCAAUGAAUAGACGAGUGGUGACAUGCUACUACAGACAGUUUUGACACCAUAGUUCAAUAAAAUAAAAUGUGUAUAAAAUGCA
Messenger RNA from Anneissia japonica, 5605 nucleotides. Its product is annotated as glutamate receptor-interacting protein 2-like. Gene Ontology annotation, biological process: neurotransmitter receptor transport, endosome to postsynaptic membrane. Gene Ontology annotation, molecular function: protein binding. NCBI's taxonomy places the organism in Eukaryota, Metazoa, Echinodermata, Crinoidea, Comatulida, Comatulidae. The record is from RefSeq and is a predicted model, not a curated record.